Molecule: messenger RNA, 3116 nt
Organism: Chara braunii
Lineage: Eukaryota; Viridiplantae; Streptophyta; Charophyceae; Charales; Characeae
Source: the annotation of a GenBank genome assembly
UCCUGGUUAGCUUCUUGAAAGCAACCUCGAGUCACUUGAGCAGCGCGUCUUAUUCGCUCUGGUGCAGCUGAGAAACCUGUCUUGGCCGCAAGCGGGUCGCUGUUGUGGCAUGGUGCAAGGAGAAGGGGAAGGGGAAGCUACCUAGUAGCGAGGGCGCCAUCGCCAUCAGAUUGCAGGUAGACUACAGGUUGGAAGUCGGCAUUUCGACCAAGAGACGGUCAGUCUCUGCUAGACGGACAAAGCAGGAAAUGUUGGUGUGACAUGCAGGCCAACGGUUAGUCUGUCGUUCUCAAGUGUCCACAUAAUUGCAGAAAGGGAGGCAGUCUCAUAGCUCAAGUGCUCAGCAGAAGUGUGUGAUUUGCGUUGUCGUCGCCGUCGUCCCAUUUGUCUCUACAAGUCACACACACAGAGAGAGAGAGAGAGAGAGAGAGAGAGAGAGAGAGAGAGAGAGAGAGAGAGAGAGAGGGAGAGAGAGGAUGGCGGAGAAGGGUGACCAUGGAAGUACGGGAAGCUACUCUGGGCCUCCACGAAUGCAGACAGCAGGAUUGCUGUCUGUGUUUUCAGUUCUGUUGGUUAUAGAGGGUGUGACGAGGACAAACUUGUACAUCGACAGAAACUCGGACUGGGACGGAGAUAGCAGAAUAUUUCCAAGAGUUGUUUUGCUCAUUGCGGGCCUGGUUGAAAUCGUUUUCAGUUUCUCAGGCUUGCUUGUGGGACUGGGAGAACUGUUCUUGGAACUCGGCAAUGCCACCUUAACACUCUUCAGCAUGUUCACCAUGCUUAUUGGCUGGUUUACGUACGUCGUGUACACCCUUGCUUACCCAUCGUUCAUCGUCGACAAGGCUAGCAGCGGCUAUGAUCCUCUCACUGAAUCCGAGUAUCGGGGUAUACAAAUCAUGGGAAUCUUUGGAUCUGUGGCCUACUGCGGAGCACUGCAGGGUGGACAAUUUUUCUUCGCCCAUCAGCUGUACCACAUUCAAAUGCGACAGAGCGGAGAAGUGUACACCCGGAGCUACUACAAGGGGCGACUGUAUUGCUACUCUUUCUUCGUGCUUCUUGCCGGUUUGUCACAGCUCGUUGCGGGGUGCAUCGUCAUAGACCGACUGGCCACGGGGGAACUGCAUGUUCCUCAGGUGGCGUCGCCGUAUAUAAUAAUUUACCCUGAGAUGACCAUCACCGUGUCCGUGCUGAUCAUUUGCUAUGGGUUUUUCGGCAUCGCGGCGGCCAUGAACGUCAUUCCGCUGGCGGAGUUCCGUACGAACAUGGCAGGCGCCCUGUUUUCUGCCUUCAUAUUUGUGGCACAGAUUGGAUUCAUGGAUCUGCCGCAGGCCGGUCUGCAGGGGGACAACUACCCCAGCCAUGUUUCUCUGGGGUCUAUGCAGCCCGGCUUGUUGUUGGCCUUGGUGCUCAUGCCUGCCUACCUCAUCUCCAAGCUCAGUGCUAUAGAUCCUGGCGUCGCUCCGGUCUAAGUAAUAGGCAUCUGUUCCUCAACGCGCUCUGCGAUUUUCCUUUCCAAUAAGCCGUCGUAUCAUCUUCAUGUUCUAUUUAUGGGUGAGUUCCAGAAAAGAGCACAUUCGCGGUAAUUUCGCAGUAAUUUCGCAGUGAUUUCGGAGUAAUGUCGCAGUCAUUUCGGAGUAAUUUCGCAGUAAUUUCACAGCAAAAAUAGUGGCGGGGUGACGGUCCAAGUUUCGUUGCAAAAUUACAUUUGCCGCUUUACGAGUCCAGGUCGUUUCAUAGCAGAAAUACUUUUUGCGGUGGUGGGGUCCCACUUCAGGGUAUCGAUCGAGACGCUCCAGCCCAUCGUUGCUUACUACCCUAUUUCUUCUUGAUGCCAACCUAUAUCUUCUUGAUUUCCAACCAAAUCUAACUCAAGGGCUCCUUUUUUUUUCAUUCGUGGUCUUCUAUCAGCUCACGUCAGAAUGGAACGCUGGGAUCGAAACUUUUGCAACGCUCAUUGGCAUCUUCAAGUCUUUCUAGUGUGACGGUGGCCUUCUGGUCCUGGGGGCUUCUAGUGUGUCUGUUUCGCUCUUUUAGAGGACGAAACACCUGUCUCUUAUACACAUCUAGAUGUGUAUAAGAGACAGGUAUUUCUAGUGUGACGGUGGCGUUCUGGUCCUGGGGGCUUCUAGUGUGUCUGUUUCGCUCUUUUAGAGGACGAACACUCUGUCCAACUGGACUCGACUUUUUGUUUUGAGUCUUUUCUCACUUCGUGCAGCAACAAGUUCUUCCUCACUUUUGCGCAUAUUAUGAAGUUAUAAGUUACAAUGCGGGGGCGACAUCGCCGACGUAAGCUUUUUCGUCGCAAAGUGGGGAACUGCUCAUGGAUAUUCUUCUUCUGAGUUCUCACACGUACAUGAUGAUGAGUUAGACCGUAGAAGACCAUUCAUACGAUAUGAUCGAACGUUAUACGCGAGGCUUGUGAGACUCGAACUCGGCGACUCGCCCCUUCUAAUAUUUGAGACGCUCUGAGGGAGCCUUACAGAUGCAUUCUUGGCAUAGUUUGAAUGUAUGAGACGCUCUGAGGGAGCCUCACAGAUGCAUUUGUUGGCAUUGUUUGGAAAACCGGACAUAUGGUCAGUCGCUAGGUGCUCUCCCGCUUAGUGGGAAAGUCGGGACAUAUGGUCAGUCGCUUGGUGCUCUCCCGCUCUUUUGUGGGGAAAGUCGGGUCUUCAUUGUUGCAGCAAUAGCAAAGUAGGCGUCGCCCGGGUAAAGCCCCACCUAAUUUCUCACAAGGAACCAAUAUGGAGAGAGCUUGAAAACUUGUUUGGAAAUGUUGUAUUGCGGGAGUCUCUCCGCUUGCCCUCCCCUUUCCCCUAACAUGUUUUUGAUUGGGACCUGAGUGGUUUGUCUGGAGUGAGAGAGAGAGAGAGAGAGAGAGAGAGAGAGAGAGAGAGAGAGAGAGAUGUUUGCGUGAUCGUAGUCGGCUUGGCAUGAUUCGUGGCACCGGAUGCGUGAUCGUAGUCGGCUUGGCAUGAUUCGUGGCACCGGAUGUCACUUGGUGUGUUAGAAGGGCCUUUUGUGUACUGGGAUGAGCUUCUGCUCGGAACUGGUGAUGAUGAAACUUGGGCGAGUCUUUUUCCGGUACAAUAUAGCCAAGAUAAAUCAAGGUAUCUCGG